Lindgomyces ingoldianus is the source of this 640-nucleotide messenger RNA. RefSeq lists its product as uncharacterized. Lineage: Eukaryota; Fungi; Ascomycota; Dothideomycetes; Pleosporales; Lindgomycetaceae. The transcript has 3 exons. Bases 52 to 444 code for a protein of 130 amino acids. The record is from RefSeq and is a predicted model, not a curated record.
CUCACCACAGCAUUCUAUAUCAAAUCCACUUCCGAAUCUCUUUCGAACACAAUGGCAGAAAAUACCGCCAAACAAGGGGUUCUCAAAUCCCUCCGUGACUGGGGAGAAAAUUCCGUCCCUCCAACCCUCCUCGCAACUCUCAUAACGGCCCAGCAUAUGCGGCCCUUCCAGCCCCUCCCCAUGAUGUUCCCUCCCGUCCUCUUGUUCUCAAGUUACUUGAAUUUGAGUGACUACAAGACUGAUGCUGCGGGCAUCACGGCCGCGUGGAGUGGUCUGUAUGCGCUUUUGGCGCUGAGGAGGAGUACUGGACUGAGGAAGAAGUUCACAGUACGAGGAGUCGUACGAGGAGCUUCAUUGGGCCUUUGUGCAGCAAAUGUAGCGGGCUGUGGCUUAGCCUACAUUUUUGGACAAAGAGAAAAAGAGGGAUUGUCAAAAAAGGAAUGAAUGUUAGAUGUCGCCCUACUGUACCAUAUUGUAAUUGUAAAUCUCAAUUUGACUCGACGGGGACGUAUUCGCAUAUAUACUAGGUAUUAGGGGCCGGCUGGGAUGUUCAUGUAUUGUUCCAUUUCCGUAAUCCUAAUGUUGACCUAUGAACCGGCACUACCUUGGUGGAGUAAUGGCUUCAUGGCUUCAUGUAUAU